Rosa rugosa (rugosa rose) is the source of this 791-nucleotide messenger RNA. RefSeq lists its product as uncharacterized. The transcript is spliced from 3 exons. The record is from RefSeq and is a predicted model, not a curated record. The coding region runs from base 323 to 625 and encodes 100 amino acids. Lineage: Eukaryota; Viridiplantae; Streptophyta; Magnoliopsida; Rosales; Rosaceae.
UUUUCUCAGGACUUGUACAAGUUUCGCUAGAGGAGUAGAGUGUUGAAUGGUGGAUUGUUAGGUGAGAGAGGUUAGGAGGCCAGGUAGCUUUGUCUUAGCUUUGUUCUUGAGCAUUUAUUCUGGGAACGGAACGAGCUUGUUGACGGUUAGUUGGUUCGAUUACCAUAAGCACUUGUUGGAAAAGCAAGUAAAUUGUGGGAAACGUUUACAAAUUUCCACAUUUCAUUAGUUUCCACUGGAAUUGAAGCACUGCAGCACUGUGUUAUGGUAUUACAAGACUAGGAGCUAUCUAAUCUGGGCUUGGAGCAAAACACAUUUAGCAAUGAGUUACCGCCCUAUUCCUGGAGAACCUCCACCGCCACCUCCACCAGAGUUUGCGCCUCCUCCGCCACUCGACUUUGGGAUGCCACCGCCGCCACCAGAACACCCUCAUCCUCCGCCUCCCGGUCCACCCCCACCAGGGUUCCCCCAUCCUCCGCCUCCCGGACCCCCUCCACCACCACCACCGUCGACUCUACCCCCGCCCCAACCCCCUCGGCAGGAAGAUGAUGACUGCCUUUCAUGUUUCAGAGGCUGUUUGGCUGCACUUUGCUGCUGCUUCCUGGUGGACUCGUGCUGCUUUUAAAUAGAUGCAUCAGUUCUUGAAUUUCUAUGAUGAGUGGUUUUGGUUGUUCUGGGAUAGUAGAGUGCAUCAUUUACAAAAUGAUUUAGAUAAAUAAGGGGAAGAGUUUCUGUAUUUCAAGGAACAUUAUGUGAUUCUAACGUAAUAUAUUGAAAAUUUUAUUAUGUCC